This is a messenger RNA of Dioscorea cayenensis subsp. rotundata (Guinea yam), 981 nucleotides long. RefSeq names its product gibberellin 2-beta-dioxygenase 8-like. Lineage: Eukaryota; Viridiplantae; Streptophyta; Magnoliopsida; Dioscoreales; Dioscoreaceae. The transcript has 4 exons. The record is from RefSeq and is a predicted model, not a curated record. The coding region runs from base 1 to 879 and encodes 292 amino acids. Gene Ontology annotation, molecular function: dioxygenase activity.
AUGGAUUCAAACCCUCCAUUGAUGAGCACUUACAAGAAGCUCUUGAGCUCUCCUCUAGAUCCAUGCAAUGAUUUGGGAGUGUCCUCCGGCGAAGAGUGUCAGCUUCCGGUUAUCGACUUAGAACUUUUGAACACCGAAAAUGCCGAGUUUUGCAAAACAGACAUUGCUGUCGCUGCUGCUGACUGGGGCUUCUUCCAGACUUUUCGGCUAAUAGCUACCGAUGGGGCUCACCGGCGGCCACCUCUGUCCACCAGUUAUCAUGGUCUGAGGCUUAUCAUAUCCCAACUGAACCAAUCUCAUGUAUCUUUCAAACACAUCGCCAGGGAAACAAUAGAAGAGCUUGCAGCAUUGCUAUCAAAGUUGGCAAGUUUACUGGCAGGGAUACUGGCAGAGAGAUUGGGACGUAAUGCUGCUUACUUAGAGGAGAAGUGCACCAAUGAAACGUGUUACAUGAGACUCAAUCACUACCCAAUGUGCCCAAUGCCCAGUAAUCUCUUUGGUCUUGUACCCCACACAGACAGUGAUUUCCUCACCAUACUUGUUCAGGAUCAAGUUGGAGGUUUGGAGUUGAUGAAGUUUGGGAAGUGGAUCCCUGUCAAGCCUAAUCCAGAUGCACUGGUUGUCAACAUUGGUGACUUAUUUCAGGCAUGGAGUAAUGGAGUGUACAAGAGUGUGGAGCAUAGAGUGGUGUCAAGCCCGCACCAUGAGAGAUACUCAGUGGCUUUCUUUCUUUGUCCUUCUUAUGAUACCAUUAUCCAGAGCCAAGAAACUGAGACGCCAAUUUACAGAAGGUUUAGUUUUAGAGAAUACAGGCAGCAAGUUCAAGAGGAUGUUAAACUCAUUGGUCACAAAGUGGGCCUCUCAAGGUUUCUUGCUUGAAAUUUAAGCCAUGUUUCUUAAUUAGUAUUAAAAAAAAAAAAAUAAAAAAAAUCAAUAGCUGGUGUUCAAUUCCAUCCACUUCUAAAAGUGUUACAAAUGUUG